Molecule: messenger RNA, 2715 nt
Organism: Symbiodinium sp. CCMP2592
Lineage: Eukaryota; Dinophyceae; Suessiales; Symbiodiniaceae
Source: the annotation of a GenBank genome assembly
AUGACUUGGAUGCGUGUACUGCAAGCUCUAGUGGCCUUGGCAGCGUCGGCUUAUGGUGUUUCCAUCACAAUUGAUCCUGCCGGUAGUGCACAACGAGAAGCUCAGCUUGUGCGCAAGGAUGUGAGACCCAAGCCGCACACUUGCGAUGACAAGACAGACUGCGCUGGCUGUCAGGGGUUGGAGCAGUCGGCCUGCGAGACUGCUUGCUGGAUUGAUCAGGGACAGAACCGGCAAUGUGUGUGGAGCACCCUGAGAGGGCCAGAAGACAGAAAAGACCUACCGUCUCGCCCAAGGCGAGAUGUCGGAAACAGCUCUUGGUCCAUUGAAUUUGGGAAGAUGUACGCCGAGGUCCUCCCCAUGUGGCCGUCCACACGUGUGGUCGCAAUUUCUUUGGUGUUCUUGGUCGGCGCCGAGCCACAGGGAGCGGCGCAAUGCCCAUGCUACAACAGCACGCUUGAUGGCUAUGGCUUCGGCUGCGCGGCCCAUGACGUCAAUGGGUGCAACAAGACUUCUGCUCCUGCUUGGUGCAGCGACAGUUGGUGCUACGUUCAAGCCUCCAGCUGCACAGUUACCCAUGAGAUGAGCACCUCUAUUCCAGGACUUGCAUGGUCUUACACAACCUGCGGCUUUCGAGACCGAUUCUCACGUAGCAACAUUACGGAGAGCCUCCGUGGCCAGACUCUGCGAGUGCAGUUCUUGGGGAACACAGGUGGCUGGAAAGGAAACUAUUGCCCAGGUUUUGCCGGUCAGCCCUGUCAGGGUCAAAGGGGCUACGGACCGGUGGGGCGUUUCUUCGACCUGGUGGCCGGCAACGCAGGGAUCACAGUGCAGCAGGUUACAGAGGUGCCAGAGCCCGUCCGUGACCAGUUGGAGCGCAUGGGUCAGCGCUCGAAUUUUGACCUUUGUAUUUGGGCUACUGGAAUGGGGUACUUGGAUGUUUGUGUGGCUUCACUGGUAAUGCUGCCGAGACGAACUGAUGCUUCGCCCUUUGUCAAUCUGUGGUCAGAGCCAACCAUCUUGGUAGGUCCACUGGUGGACACGGCCGCAGACGUUUCCUUCGGUGAAAUGCUCGGUGCAGCUUUUCGACCAUUCAGUCCCAAUCUUUGGCUUACGUUGCUAGCCGUCGUCACAUCGAGCUCUCUCAUCAUCACAUACUUCGAAACGUCUCCGGAUGGACAGUUUAAUGACUUGCGGGGCAAGAGGGAGAAGGCCGCAGAAGCAGUGUACCGGGCAUUCUACAGCCUCUUCAUGUGCGAGUCUCGGUUCGAGCCUUGCACGUUGGGCGGUCGGAUUGUUGGUCUAGGCCUUGCCUUCAUGUGCGUUCUCUUCGUUUGCGGUUACACCGCCACUUUGGCUUCGUUUCUCGUUGAGGAACGACGCCUUGCCCCAAGUGUGGAGAGCAUUCAGGAUGCUAUCAGAGCCAACUACAAGAUCUGCGCCCACCCAAGCCAUUCGAUAACCUUGCAGGUUAACGGUGUGCCUCCGGCCAACAUUGUGGAAGUCACCGUUCGCUCAGAUAUUCUGCCUGCAGUCAGCUUGGAGAGUGGCAGUGCCUGCCAGGUUGCCGUCCUCUCGGAAGAAGACUUCGUGUCUGCCCAAUCGUCCAAUGGUGGCAGCUUCUGUGGUCUCGAAAGAAUUGGUGGGGCAAUUGGUUCCCACAUGGUGGGCUUGUCCGUUUCGGACAAGUGGGCGCGCCAGUUAGGCUAUGCUGUAAGCACAGCCGCCGCAGAUGGCCAAGUGCAGCGGGCCAUUAACGAGCAUCAGCCCACGGACUACUGCUCCAACAUCAAUGCGGAGAUCCGAAAUAGUAACCAGCCGGUGGCUUUGACAGUCCAGGGUAUGCUGGGACCCUUCGUCGUCACCAUGCUUUUCACGAUCCUGGGCAUAGUGGCACAUGUUUCGCGCCUGGUCCUAUUCAAAACCAUCGAGGAAGGCCGGAAGGUCAGCCGCCAUGGCAACUUUCGCGACGGUCUCAUGGAGAUCGCGGAAGAUAUCCACCGGGUUGCUUCGGGGCUGGUCCACCCAAGCUUUAUCUCCUCAGACAACAGGAGCAUCCCUCGGAAGAGCUCGGACCGGUUCAAGGGAGUGGAAGGGCGCGAGCAGACGGACCAAAUCUUGAGGAGAUUGGAGAAGAUUGAGCAGAUGCUUGAGUCCGAAGAACGAGAUCCGAACUUCGAGACUGCUCCUUCCGUUUUCAGACUGCGAAUCUGCUGUACGCAGAACUGCGGGAUGCCACAAAGCUUCUUCGCAAUCCGGAAGUUCGCAGCCCCCGAACACCGCGCGUUCUCCCAGCCUUGGACCUGGCUUGGCCGUAGCUUUGAUGGCAUCUUUGCAUCUCUCUGUGCCCUUCAUACUGGCAAGGUGGACACUCAGGAGUCCACUCUCAAGGCGGUCUUCAAGCUGCGGGGCAACCAGCCCAAGGAGUGGUCUCCGGGAAGCGACUCCGUCACAGCCGAGACCGUGGUCAAGGGUGCAUCUUACGUGCCUGAGGCACGGCAGAAGACAUCAUUUGGCAUCCUUGCGACGCACAAAAAGAAGCACAUCAGGUCGAUGUACUCGCCGAGGGACUUGUACUCCUAUCCACCAAGCAUCAACAGUGAGAUUGGUUGGCACUUAAGUGAAGAUGGUGUGCUACCUCGUCUUACGACCGGAGCAAAGCGCAUCUCGUAUCCGAAGUCGACGUCUUCGAUGACCAAGCAUCAAGACAACAUGUGA